Messenger RNA from Nematostella vectensis (starlet sea anemone), 1444 nucleotides. RefSeq names its product ras-related protein Rab-8B. NCBI's taxonomy places the organism in Eukaryota, Metazoa, Cnidaria, Anthozoa, Actiniaria, Edwardsiidae. The transcript has 4 exons. Gene Ontology annotation, molecular function: GTP binding; GTPase activity. The record is from RefSeq and is a predicted model, not a curated record. Bases 69 to 710 code for a protein of 213 amino acids.
CCGACUGGGUUAGGACUGGGUUCUAGCAGCUAUUCCAAAAACAAAACAAAAUCAGCACAUCAGAAAAGAUGGUAGAUAGAUCUCUAGCCGAUUACGUCUUCAAAGUGCUUGUGUUGGGUGAUUGCAACGUGGGCAAAUCAAGCCUUAUUCGGCGCUUUCACGAUGACGAAUUUAACGCACAACUUUGCACUACAAUUGGAGUAGACUUCUUUAUUCAUGAUUUUGAUCUUGAUGGCAAAAAAGUUAAGCUACAAUUAUGGGAUACUGCUGGAGAGGAGAAGUACAGAGCUCUCAGCCGGAGUUUUUUCCGGGGUGCAGAUGGAGCCCUUUUAGUAUUUGAUGUGUCAGUCAAGGAAUCUUUUGAUAGUAUAAGAGACUAUUGGCUGCAUGAGUUUCACAAAGUCAGUGGCUCUGACACUAUAACAAUACUUGUUGGCAAUAAAUGUGACAAAAAGGACAAAAAAGUUAGUGAAGAAGACAUUCAGAACCUUUCCAGUUGCUACAAUCUGAGUUGGCUUGAAACAAGUGCUAAAGACAACACCAAUGUUAAUGAAGCAUUUGAAGCAAUGGCAAGGAAACUGGUGGAGAACUUGGAACAGUAUCUGUCAAUGCCACAAUCUCAUCAGAGUGGACCAAACAGCUUCACACUGCAUGGGGCAUAUAAUGUACCAGAAGAAAUACCUGGGUGGUCUAAUUACUGUGGCUGCUGAUAGUGAGGGGUCCUUAGGGGGGAGGGAUGGGAAAAGACCAGAGCGGCUGCUGAUAAUAAGGGUGGGGGGAGGAGUACAUACUUGCAAUGGGAUAGAUGGGAAGGUUGUCUUUCUCGGGGGUGAUUGUAUAUAUAUAUCUAUAUGUAGUAGAGUUGGGGGGGCGGAGAGGUGUACUUGGAAUGAAAUAGAUGGAAGGUUGUCUUUUUUCUGAGGUACAGAUAGUGAUUGUGCAUUUAUAAGUAUAUCUAUAUCUUUUUAUUUUUGUAUUUUUUUAUGUUCUUAUCAGAGGUGUCCCCAUGAACUGGACAGGGUUUAUCAUUUUUGCCUGAUCUGUAGUUUUUCAUUACUCCCUAAAGCCAAAUGAUAACUACAAAGAGCUGGGGGGGGGGGGGGCAUGGGCGCUUUUAUAUUUUUAUAGCACUUUUGAAAUAAUAGUAAAUACUGUACUGUGAAUAUCAUCAUAGUCAGAGUGGCUGCGUUUGCUGAUUGUAAAAUUAUGGUGGCAUGACAUUAUUUUAAAUAUCAUUGGUGGAUAUAUUACAUUAAUAUUAUCUAUUCUACAUAAGUCAUCAUCGAUAAACUGAACCUGAAGCUGAGUUACUGUUUCUCUGCGAUUUGUCACCAGGGUUAAUUGUUUGUGUUGAUAUGGGAUUUCAGUAUAGCCACCAUGACUCCUUUUCUGUAUUCUACCAGACAUACGAACUUGAGAGAUAAAAAUAAACCAGAAUAAAAAU